Molecule: messenger RNA, 846 nt
Organism: Colletotrichum graminicola M1.001
Lineage: Eukaryota; Fungi; Ascomycota; Sordariomycetes; Glomerellales; Glomerellaceae
Exons: 2
Coding region: 1-846 (281 amino acids)
Source: RefSeq, a predicted model, not a curated record
AUGCUCGGCGCACUCGAAAGUGAAGUCCAUCUUCAGUACAUGGACAGGCUAUCACGCAGCCUGCAAUCGACAUUCGAUUUCUUCCACGCAGAGAUUCGGGAGUGCCGAGACACAUUGUCACGGUUAGAAAUGGAAGAAGCAAAGAAGCUGGUCAUACCCGAGAUGGGCAUUCCAAGAACCCGUUCCAUGUCAUCAGCUGUUGAGCCUGUGCCGUUCAGUUCGGCUGGCCGGUCCCGAGUGAACCAAACACGCCCUCUCCGCCCCCGAAAGCUCCGCAAGAGCCCCCCGAGCCCCCCAUUCCAAUAUGGAAGAAGCCGAGCGAGACGAAUGGCCGCUGAUAAAGAACCCAGACUUUGGCGUAUUCUCGGUCUUUCGCUGGUCACGUGGCUUGUGGUAUUAUCUCUUCCUUUCACAGUGCUUGCGACGUUCUUAUGCGAGGCCGCAGAAGGGGUCCCCAUGUACGACAGCAACUUUCACUCGACAUUGAGCCAGCAGCUCUUGGGGUUUGGCGGUCUCUAUGCCAUCGUAAAACCUCAGCUGGAGCAGUGGCUCGCUGUCUUGAAGCGAUCCGACUACGGGAGAGACCCUCCCAAAGGCAUAAAGACGAAGUGGCCCAUAACGUUUAACUGUUUGGUCGGUACAGCCUUCCUCACUCUUUUGGCGAGCUCCCCCAUCUACCCCUACCACCCGCAGUCUAGUAUUCCACUCGGAGCCGUCGCGGCGAUAUGUGCUAACCUUGCAACCUUGCUCAUCAUCGAAGACACUGGAACUCAGAUAGUGGUACAAGGCGAGAUGAUCGAAGGACUAGAACACCAGCUAGAUGACUAUCGUAGACGGGAUAUGUAA